This is a messenger RNA of Besnoitia besnoiti, 1074 nucleotides long. RefSeq lists its product as uncharacterized. The record is from RefSeq and is a predicted model, not a curated record. Bases 1 to 1074 code for a protein of 357 amino acids. Lineage: Eukaryota; Apicomplexa; Conoidasida; Eucoccidiorida; Sarcocystidae. The transcript has 4 exons.
AUGGGCCCCGGCGCAGACGGAAGCUACGGAAUGAUGACGGGCAUGCCAGGUGAGCCGUCCCGAAUGCGGAGUGGCGGCGCGCAGAGCUGCGCUCGUGGCCCUCCCCUCGCUUCCGAGCGCGACCGCUCCCCGUUCCCAGGUCCGAGCAGCAAGAGGCAGCGGCGCUACUACGACGAAUACAGUUACCGGGGCGGCGAGCGCGGCGUGAGCAACCGCGGCAGCUCGUCCCCGGAGCCUGCUUCGUCGUCAAUGCUCAGGCGAGACAGACGGCGGUCGCCGCCGUUCUACGGCGGCCCUGCCGCAGACCGCAGAGGAGGAGGGCCUGGCGACCACGGGAUGACCGCCCUCCCUCCAGGUGGCGCGUCGCGAGGAGGUCUCGGAGACGGCAAGCCCCCGCUGCUCGACGAAGACGAGCGCGAGGGCGGUAAGGGGCUGGGGAUGCGCAGGGACCUCAGCGGGGGCUCUCCCGCGGGCCUGGACGCCGACGGCUCCCCGCCAGCAGGCCCAGGGCGGGGCCGAGGCAGUCUGAGCCUGGAGCGAAAGAGAGGAGAUGGACGGCGCAGCGGCUGCCGCGGCAGCAUCGACCAGGGCGAACCGACAGGCAAACUGGGCUCAGGCCGUAGAGAGGCGGGAGGCGGUGGCGACGACGACGAAGACGCCGGCCAACUGCUCAUGGUGUGCAGAGUCCUCAAACAAGGCCAAAGGCUCUGCAACAUGUCCGCGAAAUUCGUCGGAGGAGACCCCAACAUUCGGCCGCCUGGCGUCCUCGACGUGAACCAGCGAGCGAACCUGGAUCGGCUGCAGACACAUCUUCGGCGCGGGCGCCAGGGUGUGUCUUCGCCCCAUGGAGGCGAAGGCGCGCUGCGCUACUCGAUUUGGCAACUCGGGGCCGACACCCGGCAGGACAGCCGGCAGUACGACGAGUUGUGCGACUACUUCAUCAACAAAGAGCGCGUUGGCCUCUUGGAGAGCCCCAGCCAGGCGAUCUACAUGGUGCCUCCCAACCCGAAGUACAUCAAGCCGCUGAACCUCCCGGACGCGAAUUUUAUGUACGCUUACGUCAUCGCCAAGUGA